AAUAUAUAAUCCCUAGAGAGUGCAGUACAUUAUUCCCAGUUUUUUUAGUACAGCAUCCUCGAGACUACAGUACAUUACCUCCAAUAAAUAGUCCAUUGCUGACAGAUUUGGCAGGACCUGACCACAGCUAAGGCCCGCCUCUUCACAUUGAUUGAUGAUGUCUGCACCAAUCAGCGGUUCUGAUCCCACCUACCGCCACUGAUUGACAGGCGGCGCGGUGACCCGGAACUGGAUGUUUGCAAGCGCUGACUCCAAGUGCCGUGGCUGCCACAGCAACGGGUAAGCGGCAUGGACAAACGAUGGGAGGCGCGCCCACCACGUACACUUCCACCUGUGCCAAGCAGCAAAGCUAAAGAUGUAUCUAUAAACAAAACUAGAAAGAAAAAAUCCAGUGCGAGCAACGGAGUAGACACAUUGGUGACUUCAACUGGGCGACGCCAUUCUGAAAGUAUAGAACCCCUUACCCCAGACCUUCAGGAUACUGCUCCAAAGAAGAAAAAGAAGAAAAAAAAACUAUCAGCAGAAACUGAAUUGGAAACCUCCUUCACCCAGCAGAAUGCUUCUGAUGUGUGCAAUUUCUACACUGGACCGGAUGAUGAAGUUUCUCGGAAAAUCAAGAAGAGAACCAAGAGAACACGGCCUGCUGGCUACAGCAAUGAACUUGAAGUGGAAGAAGAGGACAUUAUCGGUGAGGGGCAGGUUCCCCGGCCCCAAGGUCCUAUUUUUGCUAUAUCAGCUGGUUCCAGCCAGCCUGUGGACAAAGUCUUUCUGGAACGAAGCCGUCGAUUUCAGGCCACAGACAGGUUGGAGAUACAGAAAUCUGCUGAGCAGGUUGAUGUGUACAUGGAGGUCAAGCCCACCUUGACAACCAGAGAUGUCUCUUUACAGGUACACCGUGGAUUUAGGAUAAUUGGGCUUUUCUCACAAGGGUUUCUGUCUGGAUACAUGGUGUGGAAUAUCAUUGUAGUUUAUGCACUGUCAGGUAACAAUUUCUCUGAACUCCCAAAUCUACUGCAACAAUACAGCAUGUUGGUCUACCCAGGACAGUGUCUCCUGUACAUGCUGCUUGCCAUCAGCACUGUCUCUGCAUUUGACAGGGUUAAUUUAGCUGAUGCAGCAAUGGCAGUGCGUAGAAUUGUGACGCUGGAUCCUGCUGCAUUGGCCUCUGUCUUGUACUUCAUAGCUCUGGUAUUAUCACUGAGCCAGCAGAUGCCCAGUGACAGGCUUAACAGACACCGAUUCACAAAAGAAUCCAAUUUCACUCUUUGGCCUUCUGGAUCAGAGUUUCAGAUUCUGCACCCUUGGGUUGUAGUGAACCUUGUAGUGAGCAUCUUGGUUGGACUGGCCUGGAUCUUCCUGUCAUAUCAUCCUACGCUUGACUAUACUGAAGAAUCAGAGUUUGCAUCACACAUGAAUGACAUUGGUGCACCUGAUGAGAAAAUUAAAGCUCAAGCAUAAAAUAUGAGCCUUUAAUACUGAAGGUGCGUGGAGCAUUACAUCAGAAUGGUCUGGCUACAAGGGACUUUAAAUUCCUUUUUGUUUGGUUUUGUGUGAUGAAGAUUGUAUGGUGCAGAUGUCCAUGCUUAUGCUUUCGUCCGAAGUCAAUUUUCAUCUCUGUUGGAUAGAAGUUGAAAGGGUGUCCACAUCACACAUUUAUGUUCCAGUAUGAAUAGUCCAGUGGAUGUCAGUCGACCUUUGAAGCUACGAAAAGUUCCUUCUGAAAAUUGGAUCAACAUAUAUGUUGAGUAUGCUACAGUGGGUGGCCUCCAUCUGUGUUUGCUGUGACUCUUUUGUGUAGGUGUGUCUUAAAUUUUUGUGCAUCUUUGCAACAAAAGCCUGAAUCGCCUGCUCAAUCUCUUGCACCCAGAUGUAAGAUACCAGUAAGAAUAAACAUUCUCUUGUGGAGUAAAAAUUGAGGCUGACUACUAAGACAAGUGGGCGGCACGGUGGCACAGUGGUUAGCACUGCUGCCUCACAGUGCUAGAGACCCGGGUUCAGUUCCCGCC
Messenger RNA from Chiloscyllium plagiosum (whitespotted bambooshark), 2006 nucleotides. RefSeq names its product transmembrane protein 237-like. Gene Ontology annotation, cellular component: ciliary transition zone. Gene Ontology annotation, biological process: cilium assembly. The record is from RefSeq and is a predicted model, not a curated record. NCBI's taxonomy places the organism in Eukaryota, Metazoa, Chordata, Chondrichthyes, Orectolobiformes, Hemiscylliidae.